This is a messenger RNA of Tachyglossus aculeatus (Australian echidna), 1757 nucleotides long. It is a transcript of the gene AMACR, whose product is annotated as alpha-methylacyl-CoA racemase. Gene Ontology annotation, biological process: bile acid metabolic process. The transcript is spliced from 5 exons. Lineage: Eukaryota; Metazoa; Chordata; Mammalia; Monotremata; Tachyglossidae. The record is from RefSeq and is a predicted model, not a curated record. Gene Ontology annotation, molecular function: alpha-methylacyl-CoA racemase activity. Bases 138 to 1298 code for a protein of 386 amino acids. Gene Ontology annotation, cellular component: mitochondrion.
ACUGCGUGCACAGCACCGCGCUGAGCGCUUGGGAAGGACAAGUCGGCACCAUACGGAGACGGUCCCUAGCCAACGGCGGGUAGAGGGGAGCGGGCCCCCGCGCGUGCGCAGUGGGGAGCGGGGCGCGUUGGCGGCCGAUGGCGCUGAGAGGGGUGCGGGUGCUGGAGCUGACGGGGCUGGCCCCGGGGCCCUACUGCGGCCUCCUCCUGGCCGACUUCGGGGCCGAGGUGGUGCGGGUGGUGCGGCCCCCCGGCCGGCCCGGCGGGCCCGGGGGGCCCCCGCCCCUGGGCCGCGGGAAGCGGACCCUGUUGCUAGACCUGAAGGCUGGCGGCGGGGCGGCCGUGCUGCGGAGGCUGGCCCAAGCCGCAGACGUCCUGCUCGAGCCCUUCCGGCACGGUGUCAUGGAGAAGCUCGGUGUGGGUCCAGCGGUUAUGCUACAAGAGAAUCCAAAACUCAUCUAUGCCAGGCUGAGUGGAUUUGGGCAGUCAGGAACGCUCACCCAAACUGCAGGUCACGAUAUCAACUUUCUGGCUCUGUCAGGUGUGCUCUCAAAAAUGGGCAGAAAUGGUGAAAAUCCAUAUGCACCCCUGAAUCUGGUGGCCGACUUCGGAGGCGGCGGCCUCAUGUGUGCGAUGGGGAUCAUCAUGGCCCUCUAUGAACGUACAAAAUCUGGCAAAGGUCAGGUCAUCGAUGCCAGCAUGGUGGAAGGAGCAGCGUAUUUAAGUUCUUUUUUAUGGAUGACUCAGAGCACUGGGAUAUGGGACCAGCCUCGGGGAAAGAACAUCCUGGACAGCGGAGCCCCUUUCUACGAAACGUACAAGACUUCAGACGGGAAAUUUAUGGCUGUUGGUGCCAUAGAACCUCAGUUUUACCAGCUUUUAAUUAAGGGGCUCGGUCUAGAUCCUGAAAAGCUUCCCCAUCAGAUGAGUACGUCCAAUUGGCAAGAGAUGAAGAUACUUUUUGCGGGCGUUUUCUCCAAGAAGACCCAGGCAGAAUGGUGUAGAAUCUUUGAGGGGACGGAUGCCUGUGUGACUCCUGUCCUCAGCUUGGAGGAGGCGGUCCUUCAUGAGCAUAACAAAUCGCGGGGCUCUUUCAUCACGGCUGAGGAUGGGGAGGUCAGCCCCAGGCCCGCCCCUCUGCUUUCCAGGACUCCCGCCAGUCCCUCCCGGCGAAGAGCUCCCGUCGGAGGAGACCAUACCGAAGAGAUUCUGAAGGAAUUUGGAUUUAGCAAGGAUGAGAUUAAUCAUCUUCAUGAAGCUAAAAUCAUUGACAAGAAUGGGCCGAAAUCAAAUUUAUGAAUUUCUGCCAAUGGAAUUAUUCAGAUCUUAACAGAACGAUAGUGAGGAAGGAUAAUGGAGUGCUUGGAGGAAAAAAAGAACAUUUUCAUACAGAAUCCUUUCUCUUCUAAUUAUUUUUAAUUAAAAACUAGCUGCACUAAUUGAAGAAUCAGUAUAUUCUUGGGAACUACGGAAGGGUAAUGACAACUUUUUGCAGAAAAAAGAACAUUUUCCUAUAGAAGCUUUUUCUCUCUCGAUUGCACCAAGUGAUGAAUCAGUAUAUGGUUGUUUUAUUUCUAUAGAUCUGGUUUGAAGCCUUUGAUUUUGGAUUUUUGAGUUAAAAUUUAUGCCAUAAGCAAUUAUAUUAUAUGCCCUACACGUGUUUUAAUGUAUUGGUUAAUAAACCUUUAUCAUCUGUUCAGCAAUUAAUUGGAGUGUUAUAAGUAAAAAAUAAAGGGGUUUUUUUAUUUUAUAAAGUUA